Molecule: messenger RNA, 783 nt
Organism: Drosophila montana
Lineage: Eukaryota; Metazoa; Arthropoda; Insecta; Diptera; Drosophilidae
Exons: 4
Coding region: 175-642 (155 amino acids)
Source: RefSeq, a predicted model, not a curated record
AUCAAUUAAAAUUACAAGUGCGACUCGCUAACAGUGUGACAAAUUUGUUGUUGUUGGCUAUUUUGGGCCAACGAAAGCAAAAGCAACUGCAAUCAGUGCAAACGCAAUUGAAAACAACUUUUCAAAAAUAUACACAUUCCCCAGUGCCGAAACACAAAUGAUAACUGAACCAGAAUGUUCCUAAAAGGAUCGCAUCAGCUGAACUUUCAAAUGGAGGCGGAUAGCUAUGUCCAGGCUUCGGCGUUACCCAACAGCAAGCGCUUUGUUGUCGAAGAUUCAAUUACUAAAGUAACCUCCGAUGGGGAACCGCACGGCAUGAUGACCAUGGUGGCAGGUUUAUCGGGCCUUUUAGCGGCCAUCAUUAUACUGGCCGUGCUCGUUUCCAUGGUGGCCUGUCGCAAACGUAAAACCUGCUGCACCCAGAGGAACAACAAGCAGCUACAGGCCAAGUCGUUGGCCAGUGCCAGUGCCAUGGCCGUCGCAAUGACCAGCGUGGACAGGUCACAGCCACAACUGGCCGGGCAUCUGAAUGCCGCCUUUGCGGAGAGCACCUUGACCCUAAAUGUCGAUGCCAAGGAUAAGCAUAAGGAUGAGGACACCGCAAAUCAAUGGCCCACAGAGAUUGUUGUCGAGCGCUAUUAACCAAAUAGCGCUGGGAAAGCACGUGAUGUUUGUGAACAUAAAAGACUGACGAAUAGAACUUUAAGCCAAUUAUACUACAUAUUAUGGAAUCCAUUUUUUUUUCUUACCCAUCGUUGUGUAAUAUAUAUUAUUAUGAUUCUA